AUGGAGCUCUUAGAAGAACGUCUUAGGCGUUACGAAGAUGAAGCAGGCCAAAUUAAUUGUACACCAACAUUAAAAGAUAAAAUUUCAUAUUUACGAAAAAAUAAAGAAAAUGAUGUGUCAAAAGCAAUAAUUAAUAUUGAAGAUUCAAUGAACUUUGAUCUUUGUUUCGUUCUGGACUGUACAAUGUCUAUGUCUCCUUAUAUUGAAGCAGCGAAAGCGCAUAUAUUAAAAGUGGCUAGUUACGUAAACAGCAAUAAUUCAAAUAUCGAAUUCUGGGUUGGUUUCUGUGGUUAUCGUGAUCACUAUAAUCGUAGUGAUCGCUUACAAAUUUUUGAUUUUACUAACUCUCUCGAGAAAUUUCAAACGUAUAUAACCAAUAAAGUGAAGACUAUAGUUAACAAUGAUAAGCCAGAAGAUGUCUUAGGUGGUCUUGAUGCUGCGAUAACUCAGAUGACAUGGAGCAAUGCCACCCGUGUUCUUAUUCAUAUUGGCGAUGCGCCACCACAUGGUCGUCGUUUUACCAACUUGUAUGAUGAAUAUCCAAACGGUGAUCCGAAUGGUCUAACUGCAGAAAGUGUGCUAAUGAAAUGCAGAUCAAAAAAUAUUUUAUACUACUUUGGAAAAAUUAAUGAUUCUACCGAUGUCAUGAUUAAUGUAUUUCGUGAAAUAAUUGGAGAGUUUCCUAAAUUCGAUCUUAUGACUACGGAGCAUAAUCCUGAGGCAUUAGUCAAUAAAUUUUGCAGCGCUACUUCUUCGGCCAUCUUUUCUUCUAUUACACUAACCACAACUUUAAGAAACUCGGCAAGCAUAUACUCUUUGCAACUAAAGAAGCUUCAAAUCAAUCCACACGAACCUGAUUGGGCUACUCAUCCAGAGAAAAUAGGAAAACUUUUAUGUUGUAUUCUACCUAAAACACUUUCUGAA
Molecule: messenger RNA, 924 nt
Organism: Racocetra persica
Lineage: Eukaryota; Fungi; Glomeromycota; Glomeromycetes; Diversisporales; Gigasporaceae
Source: the annotation of a GenBank genome assembly